CUCCGGCUAACAGCUACUACCAUGGCGUCAACCGAGAUAGCAAGGCAAGCGGGUGAAGGUGCUCGUGCUGUCCCUCUGGCAGGCCAUGUCGGCUUUGACAGUAUGCCUGACCAGCUGGUCAACAAGUCUGUCAACCACGGAUUCUGCUUUAACAUCCUCUGUGUUGGCGAGACGGGUCUGGGGAAGUCCACCCUCAUGGACACGUUGUUCAACACCAAGUUUGAAGGCGAGCCCACUCAGCACAACCAGCCAGGAGUCACGCUCAAGUCCAACACCUACGAGCUCCAGGAGAGUAACGUGCGCCUCAAACUCACUGUCGUCAACACCGUGGGCUUUGGAGACCAGAUCAAUAAAGAGGACAGCUACAAGUCAAUCGUGGAGUUCAUCGAUGCCCAGUUUGAAGCAUAUCUACAAGAGGAGCUGAAAAUCAAGCGCACGCUACACAGCUACCACGACACCCGCAUCCACGCAUGCCUUUACUUUAUAGCUCCAACAGGACACUCGCUCAAAUCCCUGGACUUGGUGACCAUGAAGAAACUCGAUAGCAAGGUCAACAUUAUCCCAAUCGUUGCCAAGUCGGAUGCCAUCUCCAAGAGUGAGCUGGCCAAGUUCAAAAUCAAAAUCACCAGUGAGCUGGUCAGCAACGGAGUCCAGAUCUACCAGUUCCCCACUGAUGACGAGUCGGUGGCAGAGAUCAACUCCACUAUGAACAGCCAUUUGCCAUUUGCCGUGGUGGGGAGCACAGAGGAAGUAAAGAUUGGGAACAAGAUGGUGAAGGCCCGGCAGUACCCCUGGGGAACGGUUCAGGUGGAGAAUGAGAAUCACUGCGAUUUCGUCAAACUGCGUGAAAUGCUCAUCAGAGUUAACAUGGAGGACCUGCGAGAGCAGACUCACACGCGUCAUUAUGAGCUCUACCGCCGAUGCAAACUCGAGGAGAUGGGCUUUAAAGACACAGACCCUGACAGCAAGCCCUUCAGUCUGCAGGAGACGUACGAAGCAAAGAGGAACGAGUUCAUGGGUGAGCUGCAGAAGAAAGAAGAGGAAAUGAGGCAAAUGUUCGUCCAAAGAGUCAAAGAGAAGGAGGCCGAGCUCAAAGAAGCAGAGAAAGAGCUGCACGAGAAGUUCGACCGUCUGAAGAAGCUCCACCAGGACGAGAAAAAGAAACUGGAGGAGAAGAAGAAGUCCCUGGACGACGAGCUCAACAUGUUCAAACAGAAAAAGACUGCUGCAGAGCUCUUGCAGAACCAAGCCCAGCAGGCAGGGGGCUCCACCACACUCAAGAGGGACAAAGAGAGGAAAAACUGAUGUGACGCCGUGCCUGUUAGAAAAGGAAGAAGACACUUGCACUGAGAAGCUUAGGAUUCCUGUAGAAAAAGUGCUCCCUUGUGGCCAUCCUGCUGUGAAUGAGUUUCCACCCCAUCAUCCUUUUUACAGUACCCCUUCCCCACCCUCACCUUCACCCAACCCCCAUAAUUCAACCCUCCACAUGCCCCUCCCUGCUCUCUGGAAGACGCUGGGCAUUGCUAUCAGUUUGACAUCACUUUUUUUUUUUUUUUUGCUGAAUGAUGCUUGUCUGUUAUAUGAUUUGUACAAGCAAUUAUUCGGCUUGUCUUUUUAUACGAAUUUACAAAAUAAUGCAUUCCAUGUUUGUUUUGUAUUCAGUGCUUAAUUGCAUGACGGAGUGAGCUUUUUUGAAUAUUAACAUACAUGACUACUGUUGUGAUGGGCAGAAAUGUGUUGAGGGUAAAGUGAAACACGCAUCAGACGGUGGGAUUUGAGGAUGUUUGUGUGGUCUGCAGUAGAUUACAGAGAAGACAGAAUUAAGACAUCUGAGGAUUGGAUUAAGUAAAUGUUGAUCCAUCUUCAGAUUAAAGAACAGCAAUCGGCUUUGUCUGUUUCAAUGUUACAAACUCUAUUCAGUAGCUGUUUCUGAAAUAUCUACUUACCUCGACAAUGUUAACAACAACGUACUUGUUAGUAAUUAGUCAUGAGCUUGGGCUCGGGGUAGGGAUAAUUAUAAUCCUUAAGAUUUCAGUCCUGGUUUAUUUUAGCAACACCCGCAGGUGCCAACUUCAAAGAACUAGCGGCAACGAAAGCUGACUGCUGCAUCACCUGUGUCUCGGCCAAAAUAUUCCACAUAAACACGACGCAAAGACGACCAGCCUGAACGUUCUGCACUUGCGUGAGAGGAAAUAACUCUUUAUACCAGCAGAUGGAAAAAAGGGAAGGGAAACUGGAAGGCCAUCUCGAUGCUAGUUAGCCAGUUAGCACAUUAACAACACAAUCCAGUGUUGAAAGAACUGAGUAUAUUUACUGUACGCCAGUGAACAAUAACACAAACCUUCAUGAAACGUGUCUGCUAAAAAGCUCAAUGGCUAAAGUAAACUAAAUAUAACACGUUUGGUUUGGUUUGACUCCCUCUUGACUUUAGCUGUUUGUUUUGUUCCUCACUUCCGUUUCUCUUCUCGUGCACUGAGCUGAACUGCCAAUCAGAGUGAUUUCAUUCGCCGACGGACUCUGCUGUCUAUGACGCCGGUUCAACAUGCUGAAUCGGCUAAAACAAAGCCAAGGGGGGCUGAUGAAGGGGCAAUGGUGUGGGACGUACCGCAAAAACUAGGGCAAAAGACGCUCACUGACGGACCAACAACGACUGACGGCUAACUAUCGGCUUGGUGUGUCAGGGCCUUGCUUAGCAGCUGCUUUGUCAGAAAUACAACAGACUAGCAACUGGUGUAUGUUUACAGCCAAGACAAAAGAAACUCACACUGUCAGCCAAACACUUUUUUAGUAGUGUGAUGAGUAUACACACGGUGCGAGUUACUCAGUUUACCUUAAUUUGUCAAACGGUGCUAAUAAAUGACAGUGGUCUUCUUUUGUAUACACAUUUUUGAUCAGCGGUCUUUGUUAGCGCUAAUCGUAGUGACGAGUACAUUGCAUUUCCUGUGACUGCAUCACAAUAAAAGCACCAUGUGUUUCGCCAGUUGAAUGCUUUUAUUGUGUAGCAGUAGGAAAAGAAGAAGUACCAGUAAUUUAAUACAGAUUUAUAACCGUUGUGUACACACACAACAAGGCCUGAAAGAGGCGUACGCCACCUACCACGCAAAGUUGUGAUCUAUAAAAAAAACCACCUUGAUGUGUGCACCUGUAUGGAAACUCUGGCGCCUUUUUCCGCUUUUGUCCACACAUUCAAUUUUAGUAGUGUUUUAUAAACGAGAACCCUGAUCCGGCUGUGUGAGAGGGAACAGUAAACAGUGAGUCUGAUAUUGUUGAUUUUUAGUGACAGUAACACUGGAUAACACGCAUCUUUUCCCCAUAAUCCCUUGUCCAUCUAAGGGCAAAAUGAAUCCACCUCAGGAAUGGCGGACCCCACCACCAACAAUGUAGACUAUUAUUACAGAAUGUAGAUGCAUUCAGUGACUAUUUCAGGAAAAAAUGCAGACCAUAAAUAAGAUCAAAAAGGAGAUUUUAUUUUUUAAUGAAAAUCUGAAAUACAGCUUUAAAGGUCCUACUGGUUAUCACCUCUGCCGUGUAUGUACCAGACUUCCAAAACAGUAUGAAUUUAUUUAAUCUGUUUAGUAUUUUUGUCCCUCUGCUGAUGCUGUUUCACUUUAUCCAGAUGCAUGAGUAGUUGUGAGCCUAAUCUCUUUGCCACUUCUCCCAUACCUCGUUCAUUGUCAUGUGUCAUGUGCAUACCUGUAUUAGCUUUCACAUUUGCACUUUUUUUUUAUACACAAAUGUGAUGUUUUUUAAGUAUAUAUAUAUAUGUAUUAAUGUUGUCAGUGCAAUUGUAACUUUCUUUUUUAUUUUACUUAUUAUGAAGGCACAUUUGAAAGUCAAUCACCAUCAUGUCCGUUGUCCUGCAGGGACCGGUGUUGUUUUGUAUCAAUGUUAAACAUAAAAGAAUUAUUAUCUCAAAAGAAAAUAAAGGCCAAUUUUUCACCAAAUAUUACAA
Epinephelus moara (kelp grouper) is the source of this 3952-nucleotide messenger RNA. RefSeq names its product septin 6 (gene septin6). The record is from RefSeq and is a predicted model, not a curated record. Gene Ontology annotation, molecular function: molecular adaptor activity; GTPase activity; GTP binding. Gene Ontology annotation, cellular component: microtubule cytoskeleton; cell division site; septin ring. Gene Ontology annotation, biological process: cilium assembly; cytoskeleton-dependent cytokinesis. The transcript is spliced from 11 exons. The coding region runs from base 22 to 1305 and encodes 427 amino acids. Lineage: Eukaryota; Metazoa; Chordata; Actinopteri; Perciformes; Serranidae.